UUCCAGUUUCAUAGAGCGCUAAACGGAUCAGGGUGACGGCGCAUUCCUGUGUAGGCGCGGCAGACCUUCCACAGCGGAUUGACCGGGAGAAAGACGCUGAAACCCGGCAUCAGCUGGAGGGAAUGACGGCAGGUGAUCGCGGGUAGCCGGCAGGAGUAGAGAGGAGAAGUCAGGGGAAGACUGGGUGGGAAAUGGAUUGCUUAAAGCAGUCGGAGCCUGUACCUGUACCAUCUCCAGGAAGUUUGGAGCUCUGAUUGGAGGUGGAUUUUCUAAGUUUUGUCCAUGGCGGGGUGCUGUGGCUGGAUCUACCGCACCUGCGUGUGCUGUCUGUCUGAGGAUGAGAAGACCGCCAUCGCUGUGGACAAAGAGAUCAAGAGGAUCCUCAGGCAGCAGAAGAAGAAGGAGAGAAGAGAGAUUAAAAUCCUGCUGCUCGGAACUGGAGAAAGUGGAAAAACCACCUUCCUCCGACAGAUGAAGAUCAUCCAUGGUCGAGGCUUCUCUGAAGAGGAGAGGAAAUCCUUUGUUAAGUGUAUCUACCAGAACAUCUUCACUGCCAUCAAAGCCAUGACCGGAGCCAUGACCACACUCAGAAUCCCUUACACCAGCCCUGAGAAUGAGAGUAGCGCCAGAUUGCUGCAGGAUGUGAACACAAUGCAGAUCGUCCACCUGGAGAGGAGAAACGUGGAUGCCAUCCGCCGCCUCUGGUCAGAUCAAGGAAUACGGAUCUGUUACAGCCGCCGCUGCGAGUAUCAGCUCCUGGACUCCACCGAGUACUACCUGAACAACUUGGAGCGGAUCUCGGCCCCCGAUUACAUCCCUACGGAGCAGGACGUGCUGCGUGUUCGGUUUCCCACUACGGGCAUCCACGACUACUCCUUCACCAUCAAGAACAUCACGCUAAGGAUUGUGGAUGUUGGUGGUCAGAAAUCGGAGCGUCGGAAGUGGAUCCAUUGCUUUGAAAACGUGACCUCGCUCAUCUUCCUGGCCUCCCUCAGCGAGUACGACCAGGUCCUGGAGGAGAGAGAGACCAUCAAUCGCAUGCAGGAGAGUCUGGCCCUCUUCUACACCACCAUCCAUUCUGCCUGGUUCCACAACACCUCCAUCAUCCUCUUCCUCAACAAGACCGACAUCCUGGUAGACAAGAUCCGGACGUCAGAUCUGGGGAAAUACUUUGACAGUUUCACAGGUGAAAAGCAGAACGCUGAGCUAGCAAAGCAGUACAUCCUCAAAAUGUACGAGCAGCGUUCCAUGAACCAAGAAACUCGGGAGUGGAAGACCAUGUACCCGCACUUCACUUGUGCCACAGACACCAACAACAUCCGCAAGGUUUUCACCGACAUCAGAGACACGGUCCUGCUCAAGUCGCUAAGGGACUACGGAGUCCUCUGAGCUUUUACUCAGUGGCGUGAGGCAGAAGGAAACGUGACGCUUCCCCACAUUCAUCCUGCUCUCAGGACUAAAAACAGCGACUGAACACUUUUUCACAUGGAGAACUUUUUCCGUAUGAAAUCUUCUCCGACUGACAUGUUUUAUUGGUUUUUAACAGAGCAGCAGGGGGGAUUAUUUCUUCACUCACAUCUGAAUUUAAAAACAUGAAGAUCUGGAAUAAAAGCUGGAAUCACGUACUUUAAAUCACACCUGUGUUUAUUGGUAGGAUUGCUUUACAAAAUAAGCGUUUGGGUCAUAUGUUAUGCAUGUUGCUCUGUAAAUGACGCUGUAGUAGAGAUGCUAUGAAGUACAGCAUGACCAUUAGUGGUGGAGAUGGGGUCAUGCACUCCACUGCUGUAGUGCACACAUGAACUGCUGCAGGAGCAUCCACCAGUUACAGACAGAUAAAGUAGAAGCCUAUAAUAGUUCACAUUUUUCACCAAAAUGUGAACUAUUAGGACAGAUAUUUAUCAGGAUAAGCUGUUUUAUGCAGUCAUCUAUUAUCAAUCUUGGAAAUAUAAUGUAUCUCUACAACAAAGACUGUAGAGAUACAUGAAGCUGCUGCACUACACUGAAUUUGGCUGAUGAGUUUAUUGCUUAAUGUGUUAAAAACUACACUGUCAAGCUGCUCAGAUGAAUGUUUUUCCAAGCCUGUUUUGAGUUUUAAAAAGGCACUUAUUGAGUUUUUAUGCUUCUGAUUUCCAGUUUUAUUUGAGGUCUGACUUGCCAAUUCAAAUCUGAACCUAUUCUUCAAUAUCUUCUUUGCACUUAAAAGAAAAAUGAAGAAAUGGCAAAAAUGCGUGCCAAAGUACAUGUUUUGGUUGAUGCAUUUGGAGACUGAACAUGAUGGGAUUUUAUGUUUUUGAAGCAUUUAAUGAAUAGCAGGAAGAAAAGACUGAUUUUUCAGUAUUUGUUGUAUCAGAGGGAAAUCAGCUGAAUUCAACUUUGGGGAUUGAUUGGUGCAUCUGUGGUUUUUAGUGCUUUUCUGACAGAGGAGAAACGCUAUGUGGACACAAUUUUUUAGGAGGGAUAUAUAGUUGACUUAUGCAGAGGUCUGCAGACUUAUCUGUAAACCUGCAAAGGACGUGUACAAACUCUUAAAUUAUAUACAUAUCUAAGAAAAUGUAUCAUCCUGCAACUGAAAACUUCUGUUUUUUUACUGUUUUUGGUGACAAACACUCCAAGUGAGUCAUUGAGUUGAUUUAUGGAGAAGCAUCUCAACCCCACUGUUGAGCAUGGUGGAUAAUCUGUGAUGCUGUGGGCUCAGAAGAAGCUUGAUGUCUGAAAAUCUGGUGGACUUUGCCUGAAAUCUGUAUACUUUUCAUCAUUUGCUGGGAACACUCAAUGUUAUCUACUAUGCUUAUGCUUUUUCAUUUUAUGGGCAGGUACAGUAUGUUUUAUCUCAGUGUUGCCAAUUCAUUAUUGCUGCUUGGAGGUGCAAAAAAGCCUCCAAUCUGUUAAUCCAAGCUUUCAAAUAUCUUUUUGGGUAUUUUUUAUGUAAAUAACAGAGAGAAAGAGAAAUGUAAAAGUCUUUCAGUGGCUGAAAUAUGAAGUGGUGUCCUUCUUAGAAAGGUCAGAUAAUUGUACUCUCAUACUUUAAUAACAUUAAAGGCUAAAUUAAACAAAGGCUGAUUAAAGUGUAAUAAUAACUCAGCCUCAAAUCGAUUUAAAUUGUGAGUUCUUCCUCUGUCUUGUAUCAAAUUCAUGAGUCCAAAAGGCAUAAAGAAAUUUCUUUAAAAUCAUAAAACUAACUGACCUGAAUGUAAAGCUCAUUGGAGCAGAGCAUUAAUUUCCAUGCUUCUGAUUCUUUACCAUGCAUUUGAUACAAAUAUGGACGCCUUCUGUACAUGACUACUGUUCUUGAUUCUUUGUAAGUCUUGAAUUUGUAAUAAUUGUUUACCUGCUGGACAUAGACUGUGACCAGAGAGUGUCAGUGAAUGAUCUGCCCCCUUUGGAGGCAGUAAAACCUUUGUGUAGAGUCUGGUGGAGGAAGAAUAAAAACAUGUUUUUAUAGUUAAUAUUAAAGAGAAAAUCUUAACA
Messenger RNA from Xiphophorus maculatus (southern platyfish), 3468 nucleotides. RefSeq names its product guanine nucleotide-binding protein subunit alpha-11-like. The record is from RefSeq and is a predicted model, not a curated record. The transcript has 8 exons. Gene Ontology annotation, molecular function: G-protein beta/gamma-subunit complex binding; guanyl nucleotide binding; G protein-coupled receptor binding. Gene Ontology annotation, cellular component: heterotrimeric G-protein complex. NCBI's taxonomy places the organism in Eukaryota, Metazoa, Chordata, Actinopteri, Cyprinodontiformes, Poeciliidae. The coding region runs from base 283 to 1389 and encodes 368 amino acids. Gene Ontology annotation, biological process: adenylate cyclase-modulating G protein-coupled receptor signaling pathway; phospholipase C-activating dopamine receptor signaling pathway; action potential.